Messenger RNA from Ochotona curzoniae (black-lipped pika), 2335 nucleotides. Its product is annotated as exocyst complex component 3-like protein. Lineage: Eukaryota; Metazoa; Chordata; Mammalia; Lagomorpha; Ochotonidae. Gene Ontology annotation, molecular function: SNARE binding. Gene Ontology annotation, biological process: exocyst localization; exocytosis. The record is from RefSeq and is a predicted model, not a curated record. Gene Ontology annotation, cellular component: exocyst. The coding region runs from base 37 to 2274 and encodes 745 amino acids. The transcript has 13 exons.
CCCUUGUGCCUCCUCCUAAGUCAUCUCACGCCUUCCAUGGACUCAGUGGUCAAGGACGAAAUGCAGCCGGCCCUUCCCCCAGGCUCUUCCUGCCCAGGGCCGGAGUGGCCAGAGCAGGAGAGAGCGGAACAGCUGGCCCGGGGUGCAGCACUCAAGUGGGCCUCGGGCAUCUUCUAUCGGCCAGAGCAGCUGGCCAGGCUGGGCCAGUACCGCAGCCGCGAGGUGCAGCGCACCUGUUCCCUGGAAGCACGCCUAAAGACAAUGGUACAGUCGUACCUUGAAGGUGUGCAGACUGGUGUGUGGCAGCUAAACCGGGCCUUGGAGGCGGUACAAGGAACACGGGAGGCCCUGAACCAGGCCCAUGGGCUGCUGCAGGACUUGGCCCGAGCCUCCCAGGCCCUGGAGCCCCUGCGGGAGCAGGUCUCCCAACACAGGCAGCUGCAGGCCCUGUCACAGUUGUUGCCCCGGCUGCAGGCAGUGCCAGCUGCGGUGGUCCACACACAGAGCCUGAUUGACAGCCAGCAGCUCUUGGAGGCAUAUGUGAACCUGCGGGAGCUGGAGCAGCUGCAGGAGGAGACGUGGAUGCCCCUGGGGGGCCUGGACUUGCCAGUUUUCCAAGGACUGGGCUCUCUGGCUGAAGCUCUUGGCCAGGCUGUGGAAGCCGCUGCAGGGGCUGCAGGACAGCUGGCAAAGGAGAACCCAGCCCUGCUGGUGGCCGCUGUGCGGGUAGCAGAGGGAGAGGCUGGACGUACAGCCUGCCUGGGGCAGGCCCCCCGGGACUGGCGGCAGCGCUUUCUGCAGGCACUCCAGCACGGCCUGGAGCAGCUCUACUUUGCACCAUCUAUGUUGCCUGGACCAGGGGCCCUGGCAGGGUGGCUGGAGGCCCUGCGGGUGGCCCUGCCUGCUGAGCUGGCCACAGCAGAGGCGCUGGUGGCCCCCUGCUGCCCUCUGCACUACAACGUGCUCCAGCUGUGGGCCCGCACGCUGCACAAUGGACUGCGCUGCAGCUUGCAGCAGCUCCUUGCGGGCCCGGAGCUGGGAGCUGCAGAUGCCUUCGCCCUGCUGCACUGGGCCCUGCACGUGUACCUGGGGCAGGAAAUGAUGGGGAGCCUGGAGCUGGGACCUGAGGCUGAUAUGUCCCAGUUUGAGCCCCUUCUGACUUCUGAGAACAUUGAGCAGCUGGAGGCAACAUUCGUGGCCCAAGUUCAGGCAAGUGUAACUCAGUGGCUGCAGAAGGCACUGGAUGGGGAGGUAGCUGAGUGGCACCGGGAGCAGGAGCCCAACACUGACCCAUCUGGCUUCUACCACUCCCCAAUGCCAGCCAUUGUGCUACAGAUCCUGGACGAGAACAUUCGAGUAGCCAGCCUGGUCAGUGAGUCACUGCAGUGGCAGGUGCACAGCAUGGCACUGGCAGAGAUGGGCGCAUUCCUCCGGAGCUUCAGUGAUGCCCUCAUCCGGUUCUCCCGGGACCACCUCAGGGGAGAAGCCACGGCCCCUCAGUAUGUGUCCUACCUCCUUGCUGCCCUCAACCACCAGUCAGCACUCAGGUCCUCGGUGUCGGUGCUGCAGCCCGAAGUGGCGGCCCCGGGAGCCCUGGCCCCAGUCGAGGCCGCGCUAGACGAGCUGCAGAGGAGGAUCUGUCGCCUGGUGUUGGAAGCGUUGCUGCUGGAGCUUCAGCCCCUGUUUGCGGCUCUGCCCUCUCGCCAGUGGCUGUCGAGCUCUGAGCUGCUGGAUGGUGUCUGUGAGCGCACAGCACGUUUCUGUGGGGAAUUCGGGCACGUGCGGAGCCCCGAGGUCCAGCUGCUGUUGGCCGAGGCCGAGCGCGCCGUUGUGUUACAGUACCUGCGCGCGCUGAUGCAGGGCCGCCUGGUGUGUCGCGGUGCGGAUGAGCGCGCCCAGGCGGCCGAGCGCUUACGGCACGAUGCCGCCCAGCUUCGGGAGCUCUUCCUAGGCUUGGAGCUGGAGGAGAGCGCACACUGCGCGCCCGUGCUGCUGCAGCUUGGAGAGCUGCUGAGCCUCCGGGACCCCACGCUGCUCGGCCUCGAGGUGGCCGGACUGCGGCAGCAAUUCCCAGACGUGAGCGAGGACCAUGUCUCGGCGCUCUUGGACCUGCGUGGGGACCUGACGCGAGAGCAGCGUCAGGCGGCGCUCAGCUCCCUGCAGGCGGGCCCGCCGCCUUCGCCGCCCGCCAGUGGCCGCCGGGCACUCUUCAGCCUCGUGCCUGCCCCCACGCCCUCGUCGCCAUCCUGUCUGCCCUCGGGGUCCUGCGCCUGACGUUAGGCUGCCUGCGGACGUUAGCCACGGCCACCCCUAGGCUGUUGCGCGUGUGCGUGGG